GUGAGGUUGCUUUUUUUACUUGCAAUUGCUUGAAUAUUAAAUUAUGGAAGUUGAAAUUAUAUUCUUUAUUAAGAAUCAAUGAAAAAUAGAAUUGAAAUAGAAGUGAUUGGAGGAUUAAUAAUAUUAGCUGAUAUAAGAAAGAGAGCUCAAAUUCCUUUUUCUACUUGGUUACCUGCUGCUAUGGCUGCUCCAACUCCUGUUUCUGCUUUAGUUCAUUCUUCAACUCUUGUAACUGCUGGUGUUUAUUUAUUAAUUCGUUUUAAUAUUUUAUUAAAUAAUUCUUUUUUAGGCCAAUUAUUAUUAUUAUUAUCUGGAUUAGGGGCUAAUUUUGAAUUUGAUUUAAAAAAAAUUAUUGCCCUUUCUACAUUAAGUCAGUUAGGGUUAAUAAUGAGGAUUUUAUCAAUAGGACUUUAUAAAUUAGCUUUUUUUCAUCUUUUAACUCAUGCAUUAUUUAAGGCAUUAUUAUUUAUAUGUGCAGGGGCUAUUAUUCAUAAUAUACAAAAUUCACAAGACAUUCGUUUAAUAGGGGCACUGGGAAUUUAUAUACCUUUAAGCACUUCUUGUUUUAAUGUUGCUAAUUUAGCUUUAUGCGGAAUGGCUUUUUUAGCUGGAUUCUAUUCUAAGGAUAUAAUUUUAGAAAUUGUUUCAUUAAGUUAUAUAAAUUUUUUUCUUUCUUUUUAUACUUUUUUCUACUGGAUUAACAGUUUGUUAUUCUUUUCGAUUAAUUUAUUAUCCAAUAACAGGAGAAUUAAAUUGUGGUUCUUUAAAUAUACUAAGAGAAGGGGGUUGAAUUAUACUUCGUGGAAUAAGAGGUUUAUUAAUUAUAAGAAUUACUUAGAUCAUUAA
Rhagoletis pomonella (apple maggot) is the source of this 846-nucleotide messenger RNA. Its product is annotated as NADH-ubiquinone oxidoreductase chain 5-like. The coding region runs from base 79 to 846 and encodes 255 amino acids. Gene Ontology annotation, biological process: ATP synthesis coupled electron transport; electron transport coupled proton transport. The record is from RefSeq and is a predicted model, not a curated record. The transcript has a single exon. NCBI's taxonomy places the organism in Eukaryota, Metazoa, Arthropoda, Insecta, Diptera, Tephritidae. Gene Ontology annotation, molecular function: NADH dehydrogenase (ubiquinone) activity.